Molecule: messenger RNA, 5550 nt
Organism: Scophthalmus maximus (turbot)
Lineage: Eukaryota; Metazoa; Chordata; Actinopteri; Pleuronectiformes; Scophthalmidae
Gene: lzts3b
Product: leucine zipper, putative tumor suppressor family member 3b
Exons: 8
Coding region: 384-3521 (1045 amino acids)
Biological process (GO): regulation of dendritic spine morphogenesis
Cellular component (GO): dendritic spine
Source: RefSeq, a predicted model, not a curated record
UCUCAGCUGAUGCGCGUAUCAACCGACCGACUCCAUCAUCAGCAUCCGACGCUGACAGCGGUCGAAGACGCAGCAGCAUCCCCCAACCCACCCCACCCCCCGAUACAUCACCGACCCGCGGGGGAACAUCGGGGGCAGGGUGAUCCACGACGUUACCGCCGCGUGACAUGACCGUUUUACCGAAGCUGCCAUCUUACGAAGAAGAACCGCCGCGCUGCAGAACAGUGAGUAGCCCUUCGACGAUGGACCGCCGGGAUGCUACAAUCGUGUGUGUGCCCCCACUACCUGCAUUAGGUUGUGAUGACCCACACUACUUCCAAAUGUUUCUGUGACCCUCCUCAAUCCUGACUCCUAACCUCUAAUCCCUGACCUUUGACCCCACUAUGGGCAGUGUUGGCAGUGGGGUGGCAGGAGAGCAGGAAUUUGCCAUGAAGUCUGUGGGCACAAGGACCACCCUUCCCCGGGCCCCUCCUCUCUCUCGCCGUUGCCCUGCUGACCGCAGCUGCAGCGCAGAACGCCUACCCCGCCCCCCAGCGACUAUAUCAGAUGGGACGGCUUCUAGUGAUGAACGAGGGAGUGUUAGUAUCGGGACUGGGACCUGUACAGGGACUGACCGGCCCACCGAAACAGCCUCCUCCACCAACACUGAAUGUACAAUGGCAGCUCCGUCCAACAACAACCAGUUGGAGUGCGGUAAUGGAUCAGGCAGGAGAGAGAGGGAGUGGGAGAGGGAGAGGGAGAGGCAGCGCGAGAGGGGGAGAGACAGGGACCGGGACCGAGACUGGGACCGGGAGAGGUUAGAGAGAGAGCGAGAGAGGGAGAGGAACCGGGAGAGGGAGCGAGAACGAGUGGAGAGGGAGAGGCUGGAGCGAGAGAGGGAGCGGGAGAGGGAGAGGGCCCGAGAGAGGGAACGAGAGAGAAUUGAGCGGGAGAAGAUAGAAAGGGAGCGGGAGCGAGAGAGGGAGAGGGAACGGGAACGGGAACGGGAGAGGCUGGAGAACGAGAGGUCGGAGAGAGAAAGAGAGAGGGAAAUGCAGGCUGCAGGUCUAGAUGCUUGUGGGAACAUUGUGGGCCGGGGACCAAAUGAGAAGAGCAGCGUUGGCAUGACCCAACACCAUCACAGAGAGAUGGCAGCCGCCAGAGCCGACAGCGAGAACCACCCAGCCAGCCACAACCCUCCAAACCACAACCCACCCAAGAUACUGCCUGUGUCAGGAAAACUGGAGCAGGCGAUGCAGAAGAACUCAGGCCUUGUCCGUCCCUCUGCCUUCAAGCCUGUGGUUCCCAAGAGCUUCCACUCCAUGCAGAACCUGGUGGGCCAGGCCGGAGGCGCUGGGGGCGAGGGCAAGACUGAGGCGAGGGGCGAAGGUUUCAGUGAGAGCAGAGGAGGCAGGAGAGGCAGGGACGGAGGAGGAGAAUCAGGGGAGGUCCCAGAGGCCCUGCUCCUGGACCAGGACAGCCCAGUGAGGGUCAGCAGAAGUGAGGGCGUGGGAAACGGUAAUGAAGUGGUUCAGGGAGGGAUGUCCGAUUCAGGUAGAAACUCCCUGACCAGCCUACCCACCUACACGGGCUCGGGGUCUGGUUGCGGGCCCCCAGCCGUCCUGGGGCCUCUCAGUGCUUCCACCAGCCACAUCAAUAGGUUGGGCAUGGCUGGUGCGGCCGCAGGCCUGGACAAGCUGGAGAAACCUGGCUAUCAGAACGGGCUCAGCACCUCGGACAGUGGCCGGUCCUCCUCGGGCAAGAGCUCCUCAUCCUAUCAGAGGCUGAGCCACCUGAGCGAUGCCCCAGCUCCUCUACGCCCGUCCCCGUCCUCUGAUGACAUCAUCCAGGACCUCGAGGACCGUUUGUGGGAGAAAGAGCAAGAGGUGCAGCAUAUGCGCAGGAACCUGGACCAAAGUGAGGCAGCGAUCAUUCAGGUGUUUGAGGAGAAGCAACGUGUCUGGGAGCGACAGAUGGAUGAGUUGCGACAGAACUAUGCUUCACGUCUGCAACAGGUUACGCGACGUGCUCACCGCUCCCAGACGGCCUUGCAGGCCCAGAUCACCCGUCUGUCCCAGGACAAGAGGAGGCUUCAGGAGGAGAUGGCAGCUCUGUUGGCCCAGAGAGAGGAGCUGGAGAGGAAGUGUCUGGACUACAGGAAGGAGCAGGCGGACAUCUUACCUCGCCUGGAGGAGACUAAGUGGGAGGUGUGUCAGAAGGCAGGGGAGAUCUCACUGCUGAAACAGCAGCUGAGGGAGAGUCAGGCUGAGGUGACCCAGCGAGCUGGGGAGAUGGUGGCCCUGAGGGGGCAGCUGAAGGAGCUCAAUGCCCAGCUUAGGGAGCGGGAGGAGGCCAUGCUGGGACUGAAGGACUCCUACAGCACCAAGAGCCAGGAGCUGGAGAAGUGUGAGGUAGAGCUGAGGAGGACACUGUCAGAGGUGUCCCUCCUCAGAGAAAAGCUGGGUGUAUUUGAGGCAGAGGUGCUUAGUUUAAAGCGGGCUCUGAGUGAAGUGAGCAGAGGAGCAGAAGUUGUUGUGAGCCCUAACCUUGCUGCUGCAGGACUUUUGCCACCAUGGGGAGUCGUCCACUGCCCACGUAACCCCGCUGAGCCCUCGACCAACUCUCUCACCCCGACCUCGGACACCCUGCUGAGUCUUCAGAGUGAUGAAGCCAAAGCCCAAAGGCAGGAGGCUCAGAGACAGGAAAGGCAGCAACGUGAAGAAGCUCAAUGGCGCGAUGCGCAGCAGCGGCAAGAUGCCCACAUGCAGCAGGACAUUCAAAUGCGUCAGGAUGGCCAAAUUCGUCCCGAGGCCCAACUUCGUCAGGAGGCCCACCUCCGCCAUGAAGCCCAAAUUCGACAAGAGGCACAUCUACGGCAAGAAGUGCAGCUGCGUCAGGAGGCUCAGCUCCGUCAGGAGGUCCAGCUGCGUCAGGAGGCCCAGCUUCGCCAUGAGGCCCAAAUGCGCCAGGACGCCCAGCUACGUCAUGAGGCCCAACUCUGCCAGGAGGUGCAACUGCGUCAGGAUGCCCACCAGACACAGCGGGGCCAGGAGGGUCACUGGGAUGAAGCAGGGGAGCUGCGCAGGCAGCUGGAGCAGCUGCAGGCCGCGUUGCGCCUGGAGCGGCAGCAACGGGAACGGCAGGCCCUCAACUUUGACCAGGAGCGGCACACUUGGCAGGACGAGAAGGAGCGGGUUUUGAAAUACCAGGCUCAGCUGCAGCUCAGCUAUGUGGAGACGCUGCAGAAGAACCAAGCGUUGGAAAAACGCAUGAGCCAGUUUGGUGCCAAACCAACCACAACCUCCUCCACCACCACUAGUACAAUUACCACCACCACCUCCCCCACCUCCUCAAAUUCUCCACCUCCACCACCAAUCAUCUUACCUCUGUCCCCUCAGCCCACACCCACUAUUUCUGCCCCCAUUGCCCUCACCCUCUCCCCACCUUGUGAAGACCAGAAGGGCCCUCCCUCUCUCCACCAGCUUGCCCCUCCCUGGGCAGGACCCUCACGCCUGGAGAGGAUAGAGUCCACUGAGAUAUAGAGACAGCUCUAUGAAAUGGUUACAAAUUACUCAGUUCGACAGACACAGCGACAAGGCCUCUCCCACAAAACCACUGCAGCAUACAGUAGAAAAUAAUUUCAGUCUACAAUCGAAUAAAUCAGUUCAGUCUGACAUACUUUUCCAUGUGACAACAACAACAACAACAAGACUGACUGUAAAAUCCAGCAUUAUCUGCAACAAGCAGAUCGUCUGAGCAGGAAAUUGAAUUACAUUCAAUCUGUCACAGAUUUUUUCAAAUUCCAAAGCAGCCUUUUUCGCACUAGUUGCACACAAUUCCAUCCUGCAUAAACAGUGUCCAUGAAAAGUGUGCCAUACUGAUGGAUGGCAGAAAUAAAACAUCUCAAAUGACAAUGUUAAACAGCACUGAUACAGGGGUCAUCUAGUGCCCAAUGCUAGAAAAAGGACCAAGACAAUCAGGGAUAUUGUCAGAAAUGAUCAACAAGAAUAUAACGCGCUAUUUAUUCAUUGUAAGUCUGUGUCACUGGUAAUGUAUAAGUAGAAUUAGUGGUCAGAGUGUGUGAUGUUAACUUGCAUUUUUGGCCAGAGAGCGCCUUACUCCAUUCUGUCCAGCAUGUAUAAGAGAAUGAAUAACGCUGGGAAUAGAUGAAAAGAAAAAAAUCAAGAAUAUGAUUAUUAUUUUCAGUGCUUUAAUAAUGAUAUCAGCAAACCAGUUACACAUCAUUACACAUGGACUAUCUCGUUUACAUCCCAGCAGACGUUGACAUUUAGGGUCACACAGACUGAUUCUUGAUUCAUUCUGAAGUCGUUUUCAUGCACUGGGUCCGACAUGCAUGACCCAAUUCAAACACAUCAUUGAGACCAACAGAGUUUAUAUUUUGUACAAAUUGAAUUAAAUGGAUAUGUUUAGCAGAUAAUCAACCCCCAGAGAGCCGUGGUUCGCCUUCACUGCAGGUCGCCUGCUGUGACUAGAAACGAACGCUGGAGGUCACUAGAGAGCCUUUGCAGCGCUCCCAACUCCAUUGAACUGCUGAGGUGAAUGUGAAUGGAAGCACACGAUUUGAAUUUUACUAUUAUGAUAAUUGUGUCGUUCACUUUGUGCAUUCGCCGCCAAGAAGUCGGAGAAAGCGCUCGGUAUCCCCAAAGUAAAAAAAAAAAAAAAACAUUUUAUAGAAUGUAUGAUAUACUAGAAAGAAAUAAUUAUAAUAGGUAUAGAUUGUAAAUGUGUGUAUGAGAGAGAGAGAGUGUGCGCAAGCAGGUGUGUGCAUGUGUGUUUACAUAUGAAAAGCUUCAGCGUAUGAGAUUGAGGACAGAGGGACUGGUGGCAAUACAGCAAGUGGAGGUAAAUUAAGAGCUAAGGGAUUUUCUUUUAUCUACAGGAAAAUGUACAUCAACGCUUGACAUGAGAGCAGCGACACUGAAAUUUCAAACUGAGCGUGCUGUAUAUCCUGGAAAACUCAACUUUCUUCUGUAUAGUUCAUUUUAGAGCAGGUGAGAAGGAAGUUAUUUUAAAAAAAAAUCUGAAAAGUGGGGCGUCUGCCUUUUAAAGGGAGCAUUCAGGCUAACUGCACUAUGUAGUGUCCGACACACAAUUAAUGAUGUACGGUAGACUCAGAUUUGAAUAUCAUGGCUUUUAUAUGUGUUGUUUAUGCCAGCAUACAAAGAUGUUGCUCAAGAAUAUUAACUUAUCUCUAAGGUAUUACAUAGUAUUAUCAUCUUUAUUACUGUUAUUAUAUUAUGGUGAUCUGACAGAGAAAAAUAUGUGCCAUUUGAGCUUUCCUUUGAGUGUUUUUUUAACUGUGUAGAUAGCCUAUUGGCCUACCAUGAUGGUGCAAUGAUAGCAACCCUGUCCAAAAUAAAUGAUGUUCCUUUUGAUGUAGGUGAUAAAUGUAGUUACAGUAAUGCAUUGUUGAAAGAACAAAAUGCUACAGAUUUUAUACAUAUUUCAAUUUUAUUGUUUGCAUUUAUGUUAGUUGUACUGUUCUGGCUUGAUUAAAACCACCCCUUUGUUAAAAUUCAGCAGAAAUAAUAAAGAUAUGUGAAUAAUUCA